This is a messenger RNA of Actinia tenebrosa (Australian red waratah sea anemone), 1100 nucleotides long. RefSeq lists its product as uncharacterized. Gene Ontology annotation, biological process: cell-cell adhesion. Gene Ontology annotation, molecular function: cell adhesion molecule binding. Gene Ontology annotation, cellular component: cell-cell junction; plasma membrane. Lineage: Eukaryota; Metazoa; Cnidaria; Anthozoa; Actiniaria; Actiniidae. The record is from RefSeq and is a predicted model, not a curated record.
UCUGAGCGAGCAGAUGCUGGGAGCGUCGAAGUGUCGCUGUUUGUUUCAGUUUACUUCCUCGUUUCUCGUUUAUUUACAGAAGAUGGGCUUUUCAAACUUGUCGCGGACAAUUCUCUUUUUAUAUUGGGCUUUAAUAUUCGAGGUGCCUUGUCUAAAUUGCUUUCAGUUUAUUGAAGUCAGUCAGAAUCCACUUGUUGUUGUUAUUGGCCACAACAGUACAGAUGUGAAACUGCACUGGGAGUUUGACCUGGAUGGAGGUGAUCAUUUUAACAGCCUGGUCAUCAACAGAUACAAAUUAGAUGUUCAGGUUGAUCAAACAAAGGUGGAAAUGGCAAGUUAUUAUUCCAGUGGUUAUACCAAGACUAAUAAUGACWCUCUGUAUGCUCUAAAUGCAAGUGGUAUUUCACCCAGAGGGUUUGCCACAUUUUUAAUCAAAAACAUACUUCUUCAAGACCAUAACAAAGAUGGCACAAAGUUUGAUCCCCUAUACCCUGAUGUAACAUAUGUAUAUAGGAUUGCUGUAACAAUUCCAAACCUGAGACCAACUACCAGGGAAAAUAGAAUUGAUCUGCAAGUUGAGGUCUGUCAAGGCUGUGAUGGUGGAAGUGCCAUCCAGAACCAAACCAUCACCUUGUUGUGUAAUGCUACUGGUAAUCCCACACCAAAAAUCAGAUGGAUGAAGAAUGGGGAACAUUACAAUGGAAGCAGUACAGUAUCAAGUUCAAACAACGCGCUUGUCUUCCAACAAGUAGCAAUAAAUGACAAAGGAAACUAUACCUGUAUUGCUGACAAUGGGGUUGGUAAUCCGGACAAGAAGUCAUUAACUUUCUUUGUUAAAUGUAAGUAGGGAUUUGAUAUACCCAACAUAGUUUUUUUUCAUACCACUUAGUAUGAAUUAUAUUUCAAAUUAUUGAUGACCGAUUAAUAAGAUGAGUGGACCAAGUAGUAUAGGGAAUGGGGGUUCUAGCGCAGUGACCACACGAGGAUUUUCCGUUUAAAGUCACUAACCCGUGUUUGCGUAGCCCUCAUUCCCUAUGAGACCCCCAGGAUUACCCGUGGGGGUAACAGCGCACUCGAAAUAUGUUAGUUUACGCCAGGAU